CCAGCUGAAGACAUAAUUGUGCUGUAAGAGUUGUUGAGCAUUCAUUUAUAAAAACAGAUGAAUUUCAUGAAUUAGACAUUACACCAUCAAUGGAAGGCCUCAAAAUACCUUUCUUAUUUUCCUCUUUUUUUUCCAUCUUAAUAAUCUCCAACGCAGUAGACAUCAUAACCAAAACCCAAUCUGUUACAGGCAACAAUACCAUUGUUUCAUCUGGUGGAAGCUUUGAGAUGGGUUUUUUCAGCCCGGGCAAUUCCGGGAAUACAUACUUGGGAAUAUGGUACAAGAAAAUAUCUGUCCAGACUGUUGUAUGGGUUGCCAACAGAGAAAUCCCACUCGUCAAUUCGUCAGGCGUCUUAACGAUAAUCGACCCUGGAAUUCUUGCCCUUGUCGAUGGUACCGGCAGUGUCAUUUGGUCUCCCAAUGUUACAGGACCAGUUGCACAACUUAUGGAGUCAGGAAAUCUUGUGGUGAAAGAUGCCAAUAAUAAUAUUUUGUGGCAAAGUUUUGAUUAUCCAUGCGAUACUCUUUUACCAGGCAUGAAGCACGGAAAGAACUUUGUAACGGGAAUAGAUCGCAUGCUCUCGUCCUGGAAGAGCAGCGAUGAUCCAGCUCGAGGUAAGUGUACAUACCGGUGUGAUCCUCAAGGAUACCCACAAAUUAUUAUGAGCUGUGGUUCUGUUGAGGUGUUCCGAACUGGACCAUGGAAUGGCCUCGGAUUCAGUUAUCUAAACCUUAAACUAAAUCCCAUCUACACAUAUGAAUUGGUUUACACCAAGGAGGAGGUGUAUUUUCAUUAUCAACUCGUCAGCUCAGUUGUUUCAAGGCUUACUCUGAAUCAGAAUGGCGUUGCACAGCGCUGGACAUGGGUUGAUCGAAGCCAGGAAUGGGUCAUUUACCGGUCUGCACCAACAGAUGCUUGUGAUACCUAUAAACUCUGUGGCCCGAAUGGUAACUGUAACAUUGGAAAGUCGCCGCUAUGUGAUUGUUUGAGUAAAUUUGUGCCCCAGAACCAAACAGAAUGGAUAAGUGGAGAUUGGUCUAAUGGGUGUGUUCGGAGGACAAUGUUAGAUUGCCAUAAUGGAGAUGGCUUUCUCAAGUAUUCGCACUAUAAAAUGCCGGACACACGGUACUCCUGGUUUGACAAGAGCAUGACCUUAAGGGAAUGUGAGAUGCGGUGCUUGAAAAACUGCUCAUGCAUGGCUUACACAAGUUUAGACAUAAGCGGAGGUGGAAGUGGCUGCUUGCUUUGGUUUGAUGAGUUGAUUGAUAUGAGACAGUACAGUGAUAAUGGGCAAGACAUUUACAUAAGGAUGGCUUCCUCUGAAUUAGUCCAACAAGUUGGCUUCAAUGGAAAGAAAAGAGAGAUAGUGGCAGUGAGCUUGGCAUUAUUAAUUGGACUUCUUCUGCUGGGUGUGAGCUUAACCUGUUAUCUCCGGAAAAAGAAAAGGAAGAAUUCACAGCUGAACAGAGAAGGAAAUCUGAUGCAAAACUCUAAACAAGGUUACACUGACAAAAGCCAGAAUGAUGAUCUGGAGUUACCAUUGUUUGACUUAACAGUAAUAGCUAAUUCCACAAAUAACUUUUCAAUCAACAAUAAGCUUGGAGAGGGUGGAUUCGGGCCUGUUUACAAGGGUAUGCUAGAAGGGGGACAAGAAAUAGCCGUGAAGCGGCUCUCAAAGAAUUCUAGCCAAGGGCUUGAUGAGUUUAAGAAUGAAGUUAUCUGUAUUGCCAAACUUCAACACCGAAAUCUUGUGAAACUUCUAGGAUGCUGCAUUCAAGGAGAAGAAAAGAUGUUGAUCUACGAAUACAUGCCCAACAAAAGCCUGGACUACCUCAUUUUUGAUCAAACCCAAAGCGGAUUACUGGAUUGGCCAAAGAGGUUCCACAUUAUUAAUGGGAUUGCACGAGGGCUUCUUUAUCUUCAUCAAGAUUCCAGACUGAGAAUUAUUCACAGAGAUCUCAAAGCUAGCAAUAUUUUGCUAGAUGUUGACAUGAACCCAAAAAUAUCCGACUUUGGAAUGGCUAGAAGUUUUCGAGGAAAUGAGACAGAAGCAAAUACAAACAGAGUGGUCGGAACAUAUGGCUACAUGUCUCCAGAGUAUGCAGUGGAUGGAUUGUUUUCAAUAAAAUCAGAUGUAUUCAGCUUUGGCGUUUUGGUGCUAGAGAUUGUAAGUGGGAAGAAAAAUAAAGGUUUUUAUCAUCCAGAUCACCACCUCAACCUCCUUGGUCAUGCAUGGAGACUCUACAAAGAAGGUAGAUCAUUGGAAUUGAUUGAUGAGGCUACAUGGGACUCAUGUUACCUAACUGAAGUGUUGCAAUCAAUACAUGUGGGUCUUUUAUGUGUGCAACAAUAUCCACAGGAUAGGCCAAGCAUGUCAUCUGUGGUUCUGAUGUUGGGUAGUGAAGGUGCAUUGCCUCAGGCCAAACAACCUGGCUUCUUCACUGAAAGGAAUGUUCUUGAGGCUGCUGGUUCUUCAGCCAAUGAAGUGACCAUUAGUCUGUUAAAUGCUCGAUAGAAACACACUGUAUUGAUGCAAAUUAUAUGCCCCAAAACCUGUUUAAAAAAAAUAAAAAUCUAUACUGUUGUGAAAGACUACAACAUUUCUUUUCAUUUACUGGGUUAAGUUUUAUAAACCUGUUCCUCUUUUAGAAGUUCAAGGUCUUUUAGUUAGAUUUGAUACCAUGUACAAUUUGAAAGCUUAAUAAGUUUCUUGUUGCAACA
Molecule: messenger RNA, 2722 nt
Organism: Camellia sinensis
Lineage: Eukaryota; Viridiplantae; Streptophyta; Magnoliopsida; Ericales; Theaceae
Source: RefSeq, a predicted model, not a curated record